This is a messenger RNA of Labeo rohita (rohu), 8754 nucleotides long. It is a transcript of the gene vav3a, whose product is annotated as guanine nucleotide exchange factor VAV3. The transcript is spliced from 28 exons. Gene Ontology annotation, cellular component: cytoplasm; plasma membrane. Lineage: Eukaryota; Metazoa; Chordata; Actinopteri; Cypriniformes; Cyprinidae. Gene Ontology annotation, biological process: cell migration; regulation of GTPase activity; intracellular signal transduction. The record is from RefSeq and is a predicted model, not a curated record. Bases 192 to 2768 code for a protein of 858 amino acids. Gene Ontology annotation, molecular function: protein binding; guanyl-nucleotide exchange factor activity.
GUGAAAAUAAGAGGUGAAAGAGCGAGUGAGGAGAGCAGCAGCAUACGGAGCAGUCACUCUCCUCUGGUGCUCCAACCCUGGAAACACCAUCCAGUCAUUACAUCGCCCGUGAUUCUGCUAUGCGCAUCGGACGAGGAGACGCUACUUGCGCUUUGCUUUUGGAUUGGUGUUAAAUCGUUUACUCUGACAGGAUGGAGCAUUGGAGACAAUGUGCGCUAUGGCUGAUCAAUUGCAAGGUGCUGCCACCGAACCAUCGGGUGACAUGGGAGUCCUCUCAGGUGUUCGACCUGGCGCAGACCCUGCGGGAUGGGGUCCUUCUGUGCCAGCUUCUCAACAACCUGAGACCACAGUCCAUCAACCUGAGGGAGAUCAACCUGAGACCUCAGAUGUCACAGUUCCUCUGCUUGAAGAACAUCAGGACAUUUUUGCACGCCUGCUCAGAGAUAUUUGGCAUGAAGAAGAGCGAGCUGUUUGAGGCUUUCGAUUUGUUUGACGUUCGAGAUUUCGGAAAGGUUAUGGACACACUGUCCAAACUGUCUCAUACACACAUUGCACAGCAGACUGGAAUAAGGCCGUUUCCCACAGAAGAGAGUGUUGAGGAUGAAGACAUUUAUAACCAUCUAGAGGAUCUGAUAGAUGAGAAUGGUGUUGAAGAUGAGGAAGAUCUCUAUGACUGUGUGUACGAUGAUGAUGAGGGAGGAGAGGUGUAUGAAGACCUGAUGAAGGUUGAGCUGGUACAACCACAGAGACAGGCAGAGACGGACAUUCGAAGCUGUUGUCUGAUGGAAAUCAAACAGACUGAGGAGAAAUACACAGAGACGCUGGACUCCAUAGAGAAAUUCUUUAUGAAGCCCCUGGGACAGUCACUGUCUGGUGUGGACAUUGAAAAAGUGUUCAUCAAUAUACCAGACCUUGUGAAAGUGCACACAAGUCUUCUGAGGGAGGUCCAGGAUUCAGUGCUCAUGCAUAACGCCAGUAACCUGUACCAGAUCUUUAUAAAAUACAAAGAAAGAUUAGUCCUAUAUGGGAAAUACUGCAGUCAAGUAGAAUCAGCCAUCGCGUGUUUAGAUGACAUCUGUAAGAACAGAGAGGACGUCAGGCAGAUGUUAGAGUUAUGUUCCAAACGAGCCAAUAAUGGGAAGUUUACUCUGAGAGAUCUGCUGGUGGUUCCAAUGCAGAGAGUCCUGAAGUAUCAUCUGCUUCUACAGGAACUGGUGAAACACACCCAUGAUGCCACAGACAAGAGUAAUUUAAGGCAAGCGCUGGACGCCAUGAAGGAUCUAGCUCAGUAUGUCAACGAGGUGAAGAGAGACAUCGAGACUCUACGAGACAUUGACCAGUACCAGAAAUCCAUAGAAAACCUUAAUCAGUCUCUCCGUAACUACGGAAGACCGAAAGGUGACAGCGAAGUGCGAGUAGCUUCAGUCGACAAACGAGCCAAACAAGACAGGCACAUCUUCCUGUUUGAUGCCGCCGUGAUCGUAUGCAAACGACGCGGAGAUAACUACGAAAUGAAGGAGGUGAUUGACCUCCACUCCUUCAAGAUCACCAACAACCCGACCUCAGAGAGAGAAAACCGAAAGUGGUGCCACGGAUUCUACCUCACACACAAUCAGGGUCAGAACGGCUUUGAGUUCUUCUUUAAAACCAAGGAGCUGAAGAAGAAAUGGCUGGAGCAGUUUGGCAUGGCUUUAUCGAACAUCUGUCCAGAGAGCGGGAAAAGUAAUUUCCAUGAGUUCCGUAUGCACACCUUUGAGACAACCACAUCCUGCAGCUCGUGUAAAAUGCUGCUGAGAGGAGUCUUCUAUCAAGGGUACCGUUGCUCCAAAUGUGGUGCUGGCGCCCAUAAGGAGUGUCUUGGUAGGGUGGACGUCUGUGUCAAACACAGUGCAGAUUCCAGCUCUUUCGGAUCACAGAUUGGAAAAACUCCCUGUCGUGGAGGAGACACAGGUUUACCUAAGAUGACGGUCAUCCGUAAUUAUUAUGGAGUUCCAAGCCCCCUCUGUGGCCCACCGCUUAACAUCCAGGUCGGUGAUGUCAUCGAGGUGAUCGAGGCAAACGUCCGUAGCUGCUGGUGGAAGGGUAAAGUCCUGGCAACUAAGGAGGUUGGCUUCUUUCCAAGCGACGCAGUGAAGCCUUGCCCAUGUGUACCCAAACCUGUUGACUACUCUUCUCAGCCUUGGUUUGCAGGCCCGAUGGAGAGGCUGCAGGCAGAGGCAGCGCUACUCAACAGGAGGAGCAGCACAUACCUGGUCCGUCACAGAAGCCGAGAGUUUAACGAAUAUGCUAUCAGCAUCAAGUACAACAACGACGUGAAACACAUCAAGAUCUUAACAAAGGAGGGAUUCUUCCACAUUGCGGAAAACAGGAAGUUCAGGAGCAUUUUAGAGCUGAUCGAGUAUUACAAACAUCACUCUCUGCGGGAAGGAUUCAGGACACUUGAUACCACACUGCAGUUCGCCUACCGAGAGCCGGAGAAUGGAGCCAACACCCCGCUGCUCUGCGGGCUGUCUUUUCUAACUCCCGCCGGCUACAGCUUUGUCCCCCCCUCUACCGCCCCAUUCUGGUCAGUGUUCACUCCUAAGGUGAUGGGUGUGGCGAUCGCCCGCUACGACUUCAGCUCUCGGGACACGCGGGAACUGACUCUGCAGGAGGGCGACGUGGUGAAGAUCUACAGCAAAACUGGAGCCAAUGGCUGGUGGAGGGGUGAAGUCAAUGGACGGGUGGGCUGGUUCCCCUCCACGUACGUAGAAGAAGGCGAGGAGUGAACGGCUCAGCGACCGCGCACAAGAGAAAGGAAACGGAGGGAAAAAAGACGAAUUGGCCGGUGCUCCCGCUCUCUGUCUUGUUUGUCUAUCCUGGAGGACGUGCAUGGGGUUUGAUGGAUGAAGGACUGUCUCUCAGGGAGCAGAUUAUCAAACACAACCCCAGACGGCAUCUUAAAAGACCCUUCCGGGCGCCCGGAUGGAGCGUCGCCGGAGAAUCCGGGCCUGAGAUGGAGCGCGAGGAUACGCCGUGAGCUAUUUCAGUGUUGUCUGCUCAUGGGGAAACAUGUUUGUCCUGACCUUGCCUGAGUCCUCCUUACCUGCACUAUUAUUGAUGACGCCCCCCUCCCCGUGUCUGCGCUACCCCGGAGGUGUUCUCACACACGACCCACGAUCCCACCCAGCUAUUCAUCUCCGAUUAAGAUCACAGCUUCCUGCCAUGUAGACUGGGGUAAUUGAUUGCUGUCUCUUCCCUGUUUCUAUCCUACGAAAUCUCUCUUAUUUUCAGAUUUCCACUUAAAAGGAAGGACCGCUUGUUUUGUGCGUCGCACGCUUAUCUCCAGAGAUGUAUUGUGGGCUUGUCACGCCCUGUUUAUCUGAUUUGCACGCUACCGCAUCGUCGGGGAGAUGCGCAGCGAGACGUUGACAGGAAACAAAAGGGAUCGCGGUGACAGGCCUGUAAACAGCUUUUUCAGCAGGGGCCCACGGCCCCGAAAGCAUCGUGUCACCCCAUCCAGAAGGGAUCCUGCUAGAUAGCGCAGGAAGUGCCUUCUCAAUCAACUAAUGAGGGGGAUUUACUCACAUUUGCAAGAAGAAUUGACACAUUGAAAAACAAUGAGACAAAUAAUUCUGUUUGAAAAACACCAGUGGAUCAGAAGCCUUGAAUGUCUCUCAUGAUUUGCAAAACUAGUGGUCGACCGAUAUGAGUCUGUAUCCGAUAUCUAAAUUGUCAGAAAUCAAUAUAUAUAUUUAUAUAUAUAUAUGUAUAUAUAUAUAUAUAUAUAUAAAAAUAGCUAAGUUAAUGUGAAUUUAUUUUGUAGUGUACUAAAUUUAAAAAAUUGAAUUAAAAUCGAAUUAAUUUUUAAACUGAAAAAUUCUAAUAUUAUAAAUUAAAUAUUAUAAUAUUAAUUUAUAAAAAAUAAUAAAAAUUAUAUAUAUAUAUAUAUAUAUAUAUAAUUUGUAUUAUUUUUAUAAGUGUGUGUAUGUAUAUAUAUAUAUAUAUAUAUGUAUAUAUAGUUACAGUGUUACUUUAAUAUAAAUUUAUUUAUAAUAUAAUUUUAUUUAAAAAAAAUAAUAUUCUAAAUUAAAUAUUACAAUAUUAUUAAUUUAUAUAAUUUAAUAAAAAUUAAUACUAAUUGUAAGAUUUUAAUGUUAUUUAAACUCAUCAAAGUUACAUUUAUUUGAUAGAAAAAUACAGAAAAAACAGUAUUAUUAUGAAAUAUUAUUGCCAUUUAAAAGAACACUUUUCUAUUUUAAUAUACUUAUUAAUAUAAUUUAUUUCUGUGAUGAAAAGCUGAAUUUUUUCAGCCAUUACUGCAAUCUUCAGUUUCACAUGACCCUUCAGAAAUCAUUCUAAUAUGCUGAUUUAUUAUGAAUGUUGGAAACAGUUGUGCUGCUUAAUAUUUUUUUGGAAACUGUGAUACUUUUUUAGGAUGCUUUGAUGAUUAAAAAAUGAAAAAGAACAGCAUUUAACAGCAUUUAAUUUUAACACAUCCUCACUGAACAAAAGUAUUACUUUCUUUCAAAGAAAGAAAGGAAACAUUUAUUGACUCCAAACUUUGAACAGUAGUGUAUAUUGUUACAAAAGAUUUCUAUUUUAAAUAAGUGCUGUUAUUUGUAAUGUUUUAUUCAUCAAAGAAUCCUGAAAAAGUAUCACAGGUUCCAAAAAUAAAUUAAAGUAGCUAAACUGUUUCCAACACUGAUAAUAAAGAGGCAUAUGAGAAUGAUUUCUGACACUGAAGACUGGAAUAAUGAUUAUGAAAAUUCAGCUUUGCAUCACAGGAAUAAAUUCUAUUUAAAGUAUAUUAAAAUAGAUAACCAUUAUUUUAAAUCGCAAUAAUAUUUCACAAUAUUACUGUUUUUUUCUGUAUUUUUAAUCAAAUAAAUGCAGCCUUAAUGAGUAGAAAAGACAUUAAAAAAAAUCUGAUCCCAAACAUACAUUUUGUACAACUUUUUUUUUUGGCAGAUAUCGGUUGAUUAGUUCACCACUAGUGUGCACUAAAAGAAAUUCUUGGCCACGAGUCUGUUAAGUCAUUUCUUCAUUGCAACUAAAUAUGGCAUUGUUCUGUGCUGCUGGAUGGGAUAUUGGCUUUGUUUUCACUUCCUGCUGCAUUCCCCUUUGGGACUCAUUCUUACAAGAUGUGGAGGCUAUACCUGUUUGCAGCUACAUGUACAUCUGCGUGCAAUCCGAACUGGCUCUAAACUGUGAAGAAAUGAAGUUUUCAGUGCGUUUAGACUGUGUUGAGGUGAUCGGAGAAAGGUCACAUCGGGAAACAGUCAAAGGCACUAGUUAGUCUCAAAUGGUUAGAUAAAAGUGCACUCACAAAGGAAUAUUUAUUUAUUUGUGAUCUAAGAAAAGACUUUGACAGGAAAAGACAUUCAAAGGAAUGACUGAAAAGCUUCAAGCCAGUAGUGAACAGAAAUACACUCCUAUGUGCCUAUAAAGCAGUCCGAUGUAAAGCGACUCCAUUUAUAACUGGCUGUUCUUUCUUCACAUUAUGCUUUGAUUGAACACGAAGAUGGAUCUUUUAAGCAUUUUACUUUUGUGUCUUCCCAAAGAGCUAUAUGAUGUAUUGGAAAAUCUUCAGGAGUUGUCACGUGAACGAGAAUUGUUUUUGUUUUUCAUUCCUGUAAAAUGAGAAAAUAUAUGUAGAGUAAAAAAAGGUAAAUAUUUAUUGAUUUAUAGGUCUUUAUCUGUGUUAAAAUGAAUUUAAAAUGUGAAUAAGGUAUUGAUCAGUCGUCUCAUUGUGUGAUCUCUGUCUCAAUGUAGCACAGUGUAACACCACUAAGUGGCAGCAGCAUUACCAGGUGCUUUUUUCUAUUCAUUCUCAUCUUCAUCAAAAAGCUUAUAGUUACUCCUUCUUUAUCAUUGCAUUGUCCCAGUCAUUAAAAUGCUGCCUUAGUCCAGGAAAAUUUGUAUUUAUGGGUUAAAAGAUGCAUUUUUAAAAGAUGUAUUAUUGUCUCAUUUAGGAAAACAGUUUAACAAAUUAUUUAAUUUAUUUCUUCACAAAAUAUGAGUUUGACAGACAUAUUGGCAUACAAAUAUUUCAGUCAGAAAUUAAUGGGUAUGCUUUUUCACUUCAACAGUUAAAUGUUUUUUAUAAAUAUAUAGACUUGUAAUUCCGACUUCUUUCUCAGAACUAUAAAAUACUACGAUUUGUAAAAAAAAUAUUACGGAUUUUUCAAAGUGGCAGAUUCGUAGGAAUUCAUACAAAGAACCACACUUGACCCCGCCCUAAUCAACCUUGCUCAUACAAAUUUGCGAAAAAUGCAAUUUGUGAAAAAUCGUAUGCAUUUUACGAGGUGGCAAAUUUGUAAAAAUUCGUACAAAGGACCACACCUAAACUUACUCGUACGAGUGAGGUUGUACGAAUUUGUGCAAAAUAGCCACCUUGUAAAAUACAUACGAAUUUGACGCGAAAUACCGUUAUUUUUCUCUGAAUUGUGAGAUAAAAACACAAUUGCGAGGAAAAAAUGUCAAAUUGUGAGAAAUAAUAAACUUGAAAUUCUGACUUUUUUUCUCAGAAUUGUGAGUAUAUCUUAAAUUUUCAUAUGAGCUUAAUCAUACACAUUUGUGAAAAAUACGGUUUGUGAAAAAUUCUACAUAUUUUUUACGAGGUGGCAAAUUCGUAGGAAUUUGUACGAAGGACCACACCUAACCCCGUCUCUAAACUUAACCAUCACAGUAAUCGUAUAAAAUCGUACGAGUGACGUUGUACGAAUUUGUGCAAAUUAGCCACCUCGUAAAAUACAUACGAAUUGGACGUGAGAUAGCGUUAUUUAUUAGCGCAAUUCUGACUUUUUUUUUCAGAACUGUGAGUACAAUUUAUACAACCCCACUCGUACAAAUUUGUGAAAAAUACAUUAGUGAAAAAUCGUAUGUAUUUUACGAGGUGACAAAUUCGUAAAAAUUCAUACAGAGGACCACACCUAACCCGCCCUGAAAUCGGGUUGUACGAAUUUGUAUGAAUUAGCCAUCUUGUAAAAUACGUACAAAUUCGCUGUGAGAUAGCGUUGUUUUUUUUCAGUAUUGUGAUAAAAAAAACCUCACAGUUGCAAGUAAAAAAAGUCAGAAUUGCAAGUUUGUAUCAAUUCUAAGAAAAACAGUCAGAAUUGCGAAUUUAUAUCAGUUUUGAGAAAAAUGUGAAAAUUGCGAGUUUGUAUCUUGCAAUUCUAAAAAUUAAUAAUUCUGACUUUUUCUCGCAAUUGCGAGUUUAUAUAGUGUCAAAAUUGUAAGCUUGUAUCAAUUCUGAGAAAAAAAAUUAGGAUUGUGAGUUUAUAUCAGUUCUGAGAAAAAAAGUGAAAAUUGUGAGUUUAUAUCUCGCAAUUCUGAGAAAUAAUAAACUCGCAAUUCUGACUUUAUCACUCGCAAAAAGUCAUAAUUGUGAGUUUGUAUCAUGGAACUUUUGGGAAAAAAAAGGUGAGAAUUGCAAGAUAGUCACGUAAAAAAAAAAUAUUUAGUCGCAAAAAUGGACUUCUAUACAUUUUUCAUUCAUUUUUUUUUUAUAUCACUCUUAUUUUUUCUCACUCUUAUUUUUAUUUUUGUUUUCAUGUUAAUUUUAAAGUUUGACAUUUUCUUUUUUUUAAUGUCUUUAUUAUUAUUUUUUAUUUCAGUUCAAGUUUUAAUUUUAGUUAUAUUAACCCUGUUCAAAAGUGCAUUAAAAACAAAAUCAUUACAAUAGCUUUCACCAUGAUCCAAUCAGCAAAUCCGUCCUCAAAGUUUCCCUCUUAAUAACUUGUGCACACUCAACACUGAAUUAAAGGCAGCAUAAGGCCCAGUGAUAUUUAAUGAUUCAGUAUUUUCCUGUGAUGCUAUAUCAGUUCUUUCCUCUCUGAGAGGAAGCGGUGUUAUGUCACAGAGGAUUGGGACAGAUUAACUUCUCAUUAGGAAAAUCACAUUUACCAGCUGUUUAUGGCACCGUCUCUACCUCUCCCUCCCUUUAUUUAUAAAGGUUAAAGGUCGGUUUUAGCAUUGCCGCUUUUUUCUCAUUCGGGCAUCGACUGAAAGAGGAUUUCUGGUCUGGCACCGAAAUCUGGGGCGAAAUCCGCGCCCGAGGCAGAUUAUGGUCUUCUCCUGGGUGCGCGGUUCCCUACACUCUAACUGCGAGCGGUAGAAUUGGUUUUCUGAGCUUUCUCACCGGUAAUCUGUUCCCACUCCUCUUUCCCCAGAGAUGAACCCUGACAGGACGGAUUUAACAGGCUUCCACACAUCGUUAUAUAUUUACAUACAGCAGACUCUGUUUCGACACAGAGUCGUGGGCCACUAAUCACCCGGCGAUCUCUAACCUCGAAGGAAAGGGAUUUCUGCCUCGAUUUUCUCUCGCGCACGAUGCUUUCUCCACUCGCACCUUCAUAAUCAUCUUCUCCACUCUUAAUGUCUUUCGAACUUUUUUAUGUAAUGCUGAGGCCGUACAAAUUAAGCCAAGAAAUAUUUGCAGAGUCGUGUCUUAACCCGCACUGUUUUUUAAUUAAUAUUUUGUUGUGUAAUAAUUGCAUUCCUGGCAUUCUGGGGCUAUUAAAUGAGCAAAAAGCCAUAUUUAUGUAAGCAACCUUGAGUAACAGAAAGCUGGUACUCUGAGGGCUCAUGGGUAAUGAUCUGUUGUCCACUCAAGCCAAAGACAAGCCUGGCCGCCAUGGAAACGGCCGCAGUGGCCUAACCUGUAGCAGUGCAAUCCGAGUGUCCUGCAGCGCCACCUAGCUGCUGUAUCACACUUCAACUGUAUAUAUGUAUAUGAAGUUACAAUAAAAUGUAUAUUGCUUCUUUUUGCAA